This is a messenger RNA of Diceros bicornis minor, 5685 nucleotides long. RefSeq names its product zinc finger protein 658-like. The record is from RefSeq and is a predicted model, not a curated record. Gene Ontology annotation, biological process: regulation of DNA-templated transcription. The transcript has 6 exons. NCBI's taxonomy places the organism in Eukaryota, Metazoa, Chordata, Mammalia, Perissodactyla, Rhinocerotidae. The coding region runs from base 1441 to 4536 and encodes 1031 amino acids.
GGGCUCCGCGCGGCUGAGGCCCUGCCGGGUCGGGUGGGCUCGUGUCCGCGGACGGGAGCGGGGAGUCCUCCCCUCCCCCAGCGCCGUGCGCCCGCCGCGUCCCGGCCCGCAGGGCGGGCUCUCGGUCGGGACUCGGGAGGCGCGGCGCGGCCGGGGCGGGGCUGCGGGCGGCGGGAGGGCUGCGCCCCCCGAGCGUUCGCGGGGAGCGCGGGGCGCCUGGGAGCAGCGCGCGCAGCUCUCCGGGGAACGAAAGGGUGGUCUGGGGACGUUGUGUCCGGGGCUCGUGCUGACCCCUGUGUAGGGGGCUUUCGGAAGACCCCGUUUCCUUCGUCUGGGCUUUCGCAUCACCCUCACGACAAGCCUCCUUGUCGGUGUAAACGUGCCGUUGUGCACAGUGGAAGGCAGCUCCUGGCGGCGGCAUGGUAGACCCCAGGGCACCAGCCGGCGGGUGGGAGAGGUAGGGUGCCAAUACGAAUAGGUUUCACUCCCUGCGUCUGGCUCUGCCUCGUCUCCUCCGUGCCCCAAACCCGACGCGGCAGCCCUCGGAGCCCUUAGUAGAGUGUCCUCUCCCCCACAUUCCCGGAGGGGUGAUUGUGGAGUGCACGCGGACAGAAUCUCAGCGCGCGGGAAAUGUGUGCUGGGAUUUGUGGCUUCUCUCCAGAGCCCCUGGGUCAGACGGCGGCUCUUGACCCUGCCUCGCCGUCCAGGCCGUCUCCGUCCUCAAAGACACCGUCUGGUACCUAAUGGAGUGCUGGCCAAGAGAAAGGCAGGAAAGGGAGUCUCAGGAACACUGCCACUUGGAAGAACAGCCUUUCUGACAGACCCCUCACCGGAGCUUCAGAGCAGAGGCGGAAGGUUCCAGACGGGAGCAGGUCCAGAUUUGUUCCACCAGAAGCAGUUCUUGAUCCCUGUAUAGCAUGAAUCAGACUGGAUGAUGUCACCACGUCCAGAAGCCAUCACAGACUGUGUGACAGUGGACACUGUGGACCAGCUUGCAGAAGGUGGUAACCGGGCGUUGAGAGGGGUGGGUGACUGUCAGGCUGCCCAGGAAAAGGCAGCUCACUGGAUGGCUGGUGAGGACAUGGUGUCCGGGGAAGGUGUACCCAGCCAGUGCUGACAAAAUCCUCAACAGCACCCUGUUUCCUUCACUCUGCCCUCACUCUUCAGAUUCCGAGCUGCCCUCACACCAUGUUCAUCAGCACGUGUGGCGUCUAGAGUUAUGCCGAUGCUGCCUCUUUCCUGAACGUAGAGAAUAACGAAAUGAUAGUAGAAGAAGGGUUUUCUACACUGGGCGCCUUUGGAAGCCCAAAACUAUCAGGCCUGAAAUGAAUGGUUUUUGUAGAGUCAGCCAGGACAGAACCAAGAACUAAGCGUGGUGCUGCUGACUUACACGCGUCUGAACCUUCACAGUUCUUUACAUGCUUCCAGGAGUAGCAGAAAAUGAACAUAGCUCAGGGAUCAGUGUCAUUUGAAGACGUGGCUGUGGAGCUCACCCAGGAGGAGUGGCGGCAGAUGGACUCUGCGCAGAGGGCCCUGUACAGGGAUGUGAUGCUGGAGAACUACAGCCACCUCGUCUCCGUGGGGUACUGCAUUACUAAACCCAAGGUGAUUUUCAAGUUGGAGCAAGGAGAAGAGCCCUGGUCCUUAGAGGAAGAAUGCCUAAACCAGAGGUACCCAGGAUUUUACCAAGUCGAUGUCCACGUUGAGGGGAACCAGGAAAAACAAGAGAAACCUCUGUGGCAAGUACUAUUCAUGGAUAACAAAACAUUGAGUACAGAAGUACAGAAAGUUUUAGAAAAACCAUUUAAUCUGGAUUCAACUGCAGAUUUUUCGGGAACAAUGCCCUAUAAAUGUGACUCUGGUAGAAUGAAUUUGCCGGUUGUUUCUGAAUUAAUUAUUAAUGAUAGAAACUAUUCAAGAAAGAAAGCUGAUUACCUGAAUGUAUGUGAAAAGUUGCAGGUUGAUGUUAAGCAGGAGAAAACUCAUAGUGGAGAGAAGUCUUAUGAAUGUAAUAAAAAUGUGAAAGCUCUCAGUUAUGAGAAAGAUCAUCAGAAAUUUCAAACUCUGGAGCAAUCUUUUGAAUGUAAUGAAUUUGGGAAAGUUUUGCAUGAUAAGACUGUCGGUGUUACAGCUAAGAGUUCUCUAACAGGAGAGGAAUCCUGUAAGAAUUUUGAAUUUAGGAAAAACUUUGAUAAAGCAACUCUAUUUAACCACAUGAGAAAUGGCACAAGGGAAAAGUGCUUUAGUCUUAAUGAAGAUGGGAAACCCUGUGACAAAACCACCAUUGUGGAAUACAAUAAAGUUCGCAUGGCUAUGACACGCUAUGAAUGUCAUGAAAGUGGGAAUAACUUCAACAGGAAUUCACCCCUCACUCAACCUCAGAGAACUGUUAUAGGACAGGUUGCUUUUGAAAGCGGUAAAUCUGAAGAAAACUUGAGCCAGAGCUCAGCCCAUGUAGUACAUCAGAAGACACAAACUGGAGAUAAAUUCUGUGUUUAUAAUGAAUGUACAAAUGCCUUCUGUCAGAAAUUAGACCUUACAGUACAUCAGAGAACUCACACAGAAGAGAAAUUCUACCAGUGUGGUAAAUAUGGGAAAUCCUUCCAUCAAAACUCAGCCCUCCAUGUACUUCAGCAAAGUGACACAGGAGAGAAGUCAUUUGAAUAUAGUGAACGUAGGAAAUUCUUUUACCAGAAAGCACACCUCAUUCAGCAUCAAAAGAUCCAGUCAGGGGAGAAACGUUAUGAAUGUGAGGAAUGUGGGGAAUCCUUUUCUCCCAAUUCACAUUCUAUUCAUUAUCCUGGAACUCAUAUGGGGGUCAAUGUCUGUGAAUGUAGUGAAUGUGGGAAAACUUUCUGUCAGAAAUCAAACCUCAGUGAAUAUCUGUCAGCUGAUACAAAAGAGAAACCUAGUGAUAACAACGGACGUGGGAAAUCUUACAAGAAGUCUUCCCUCACCGUACACCAGAGAACACACAGAGAUAGGAAACCCUUUCAAGGUAAUGAAUAUGGGAAAACAUUCUCCAAGAUGGCACAUCUCACAGAAUAUCAGAGAAUUCACACAGGGGAGAAGCUGUAUGAAUGUAUCGAAUGUGGGAAAACUUUCUCCAAGACAUCGCAUCUGAGAGCACAUCAGAGAAUUCACACAGGCAAAACAGCCUAUGAAUGUAUUGAGUGUAGGAAAACUUUCUCUCACAAGACUCACCUCCUUGCACAUCAGAGAAUUCAUACAGGGGAGAAACCUUGUGAAUGUAAUGAAUGUGGGAAAACUUUUGCUGAUAAUUCAACCCUCAGAGCACAUCAGAGAACUCACACAGGGGAGAAACCCUACGAGUGUAAUGAUUGUGGGAAGUCUUUUGCCCAUAUAUCUGUUCUCAGAGGACAUCAGAGAAUUCACACAGGGGAGAAACCUUACGAAUGUUAUGACUGUGGGAGAUCUUUUGCCCAUCAUUCAGCUCUCAGAGCACAUCAGAGAGUUCACACAGGUGAGAAACCCUAUGAAUGUAAUGACUGUGAGAAAACUUUUGCCCAUAAUUCAGCUCUCAGAGUACAUCAGAGAGUUCACACAGGGGAGAAACCAUAUGAAUGUAAUCUGUGUGAGAAAACUUUUUCCCAGAAGACGCACCUCAGUACACAUCAGAGGAUUCACACAGGGGAGAAGCCCUAUGAGUGUAUUGAAUGUGGGAAAACCUUCUCCCAGAAAUCAUACCUUAGUGGUCAUGAGAGAAUUCACAGAGGGGAAAAACCUUAUGAAUGUAAUGAAUGUGGGAAAACUUUCUCCCAAAGGACACACCUCAGUGCACAUCAGCGAACUCACACAGGGGAGAAACCGUAUGAAUGUAAUGAAUGUGGGAAAACUUUCUCCCAAAGGACACACCUCAGUGCACAUCAGCGUACUCACACAGGGGAGAAACCGUAUGAAUGUAAUGAAUGUGGGAAAACUUUUGCCGAUAAGUCGUCCCUCAGGGCACAUCAGAGAAUUCACACAGGAGAGAAACCCUAUGAAUGUAACGAAUGUGGGAAAACUUUCCCCAAGACCUCACACCUCAGAGUGCAUCUGAGGACUCACGCAGGGGAGAAACCUUAUGAAUGUAACGAAUGUGGGAAAACUUUCUCCCGCAAGUCGUAUGUUAGUGCACAUCAGAGAAUUCACACAGGGGAGAAACCGUAUGAGUGUAAUGUAUGUGGGAAACCUUUUGCCCAUACUUCAACCCUCAGAGUACAUCAGAGGAUUCAUACAGGUGUAAAAUCCUAUGAAUGUAGUGAAUGUGGGAAAACUUUCUCCCGGAAGUCACACCUCAGAGCACAUCAGAGAAUUCACUCAGGGGAGAAACCUUAUGAGUGUAACGAUUGUGGGAAAUCUUUUGCCGAUAAUUCCACCCUCAGAGCACAUCGGAGAACUCACACAGGGGAAAAGCCCUAUGAAUGUAAUGACUGUGGGAAAACUUUUGGCCGUAAGACAACUCUUAGAGUACAUCACACCAGAAUGCACACCAGAGAAAAAACUUUUGCAUGUAAUGAAUUUGGGAAGUCCUAAAGGAACUCAUAUGUUAUUAGGUAACACAAGGGAGAAGCUCAUGUCACGUAGACUGGCAGAUUAUUUCCCUUAACUAUUUCCUUUUCCACUAGGCACAUACCUUGCCUAAGUUUCCCAGUCUGUCCUUCAUCCAGGUGUGGCUGGUCAUGGAAUAUGAGACUACUACAUUUAAGCUAAGUCUGGACUUAAAAAGUCCCCUUAGAUUCUUCCUGUCCUGUGUUAUACUGGAAUGGAGAGACUUCCAUGCAGACUUGGCUGCUGUGUGUUGAAGAUGGUAGAGCACAAGGUGAAAGAGACUAGAAUCUGAAUAACUGGGUGAAACAGAAUUCUCCACUAACAUCUUCACCAGUUGGCUUUUUGUUUUUUUAGGCAAGGAUUAAGUUUGGCUCUGUUGAGCUCUUACAGAUUUUGGUCUAUUGAUUAAAUGCAAUAGCUUAGCCAAUUCUCUGUUAGAGUAGGAUGAAACACUGAAUAUAAUGAAUGUCAGAAGACCACCAAGAAUUCAACCUGUCAUUGUACAUCAGAGACUCCACAUGAGGAGGAAGAAAACUUCUGUCAAUAUGUUGAAUGAUCAGCCUUCAUCAAAAAUCAGAGAAAUCUCAGGGAAAAACACAAAAGCCUUUUACUGCAAAGUGAACUUCAUUAAACAUGAAAUAAUUAAAACUAGACUAAAAUCUUAUAUUUUGAUAAGUGAAACUUUUUACAGAUACAUUUGUGUGUUGCCUAACAAUGGUAUACGUUCUAAGAAAUGGUUGUUAGGCGAUUUUGUCGUGUGAACAUCAUAGAGUACUUACACAGACGUGGGUGGUGUAGCCUACUACACAUCUGGGCUGUAUGGUACUAGUCUUAGGGGACCACCGUCGCAUGUGUGGUCUGGCAUUGACUGAAACGUUAUGUGUCUUGUGACUGUACUGAGUUUGCUUCAGAGAACUUUUUUCUGAGGAAAUAAAUCAGUUUCUGAAUUGAAGAUCAAAUCUUCGCCUAGAACUGAUGUACCAAAACUUGUGUUUUCCAUGUAAUACCAAGUUUUAUAGAAUAUAAAAAAGAAAAUAUUUACCUCUACACAAACUGACUGUGGAAUGUGAAGUUUUAAAGAUGGAGGAGUAACUUGAAUUCUUUGGACAGUACCAAUAAAUGUUUGUGACUAGU